AUGCGUGUUCAGAAGGAGAGUGGUUGUCAUCCACGUCGUGAGAUGAUGACCAUGAAGGAGGAGGUGGAGACCAUGAAGGAGGAGGAGGAGGAGUUGGAAACCAUGAAGGUGGAGGUGGUGACCAUGAAGGAGGAGGAGGAGGAGGUGGUGGUGGUGGUGGCGGCGGCGGCGGUGGAGGUGGAGGUGGAGGAGGUGGUGGAGGUGGAGGAGGAGGAGGUGGUGGUGGUGGUGACCAUGAAGGAGGAGGAGGUGGAGGUGGUGGCGGCCACGACCAGUAUGGAGACGGCGGCGGGGGAGACUUAUAAUAAUAAGCAUGUGGAGGCGGCGGCCAUGAUUCGUACUCAUCACGGUGAUGAUGACCAUCUCCGGCGACAUCGCUUGAAACCUAGAUCUUUGCUUGCUCUGCUUCGACCCUCGUCCAGUCUACCUGCAACUCCGAUGAACUCACUAUCGCCGCCCAGAUCUCCUUCUUCCGUCUGGAGGUCUGACCUUCGCGGAAUCGUGGUUCUGCCAGUAUUUACAGUCUCCCUGGUUCCGCAUCUGUCUACUCUCGUCCGCUGGAUGGGAAAACUCCACCGAUUGUACCAGUUGUUAUUUCACCAUAUGGAUUAUUUCCGUCACUCCAUAUUGAACCUUUUUUUAAUCACUAGUACCCCAAACCGUUACAAAAGCAAGCAUGAACUCUUCCUCGACUCGGUUCGUGACUUCGGGAGGGAUGGGGAUGUGGGGAGAAAGUUUCAAGAGCAAUGGAAGUCCUCAUCCACUGUCAUCAACGCUUAUACCGAAUACAUCUUCGUCGUUGAUUAUAACAGCAGAUAUGAAGCUAGACAAUCAGUCAUAAGAUACUUCCGGGACCCCUGGACCGCUUAA
Molecule: messenger RNA, 870 nt
Organism: Linum tenue
Lineage: Eukaryota; Viridiplantae; Streptophyta; Magnoliopsida; Malpighiales; Linaceae
Source: the annotation of a GenBank genome assembly